AUGAUUCUCUGGUUUAUAAAGAAAACACCAAAAGGAAGAAAGCCGUCUCUGUCCACCUCUAUUGCUCUCUCUCUUGCUCCUACUCUCUCUCUUGCUCUCUCACUCGCUCCCUCUCUCUCUCUUGCUCUCUCUUUCUCUUUUGUUCUUUCACUCUCUCCUUCUCUCUCUCUUUCUCUCUCUGUGUCCCUCUCCUUGUCUCUCUUGUUCUCUCUUGCUCUUUCUCCUUCUCUCUUGCCAUUUCUCUCUUGCUCUUUCUUCCUCUCUGUCUCUCUCCUUGUCUCUCUUGUUCUCUCUUGCUCUUUCUCUUUCUCUCUUGCUAUUUCUCUCUUGCUCUCUCACUCACUCUCUCUCCCUCCCUCUCUCUGUCUAUCUCUCUUUCUCUUUUGCUCUCUCUCUCUCUCCUUCUCUCUCGCUCUCUCUCUCCUUCUCUCUCGCUCUCUCUGUCCCUCCCAUUCUCUCUCUCUUGUUCUCUCUCCUUCUCUCUCUCGGUCUCUUGCUUUCUCAAGGGCAUACACGCACAUAUCUGGAAACUUUUACACACACCCUAAACAAAUACCCCGGCUAUGUAUAUGCGUUUCUCCCCCUCUCUCUCUCUCUCUCUCUCUCUCUCUCUCUCUCUCUCUAUCCACAAAAACACUCUGCCGCAUUCGUGAUGACAAGAUUCAAACAACGACUUGCGUCGGAAAAUCGGCUCAGUUUUUGCAUUUUUCCUCGUCCCAAAUAAUUUCUUUUAUUUCUGUUUUUUUUCGCUUUCUAAAAAUGAACGUCUUCUCCUUUUUAUUGUUCUUUCUUUCUUUUCAUCUUUCUUUUUUCUACUUUACCUCUUUUUCUUCUUUCUUCUCUUUUCUCUAUCUUCUUUCUUCUCUUUUCUUCUUCCUUUAUUUUUUCUUUUUCAUCUUUCUUUUUUCUACUUUACCUCUUUUUCUUCUUUCUUCUCUUUUCUCUAUCUUCUUUCUUCUCUUUUCUUCUUCCUUUAUUUUUUCUUUUUCAUGUUCUUUUUUCUAUCUUCUGUCAUUCCUUUGUCUUUCUUCUUCUUUUUCACUUCUUUUUCUUUUUCUUUCUUCUCCUUUUCCAUCUCUAUGCAUCAAACUAUUAAAUUAUUCUUUUUCUUCCUCAUUUUUACGUUUGUUUUCCUCUUUAAUAAUUCAAUCACUCCUUUUUCUUUUUCAUCCUCUCUUUCUCUUCUUACAAAAUGAUUCUUCUUCUUCUUCUUCUUCUUCUUCUUCUUCUUCUUCUUCUUCUUCUUCUUCUUCUUCUUCCAUUUCUCUCUCCCUCCAGGGAUAUUCUUGA
This is a messenger RNA of Acanthosepion pharaonis, 1290 nucleotides long. The record is from the annotation of a GenBank genome assembly. Lineage: Eukaryota; Metazoa; Mollusca; Cephalopoda; Sepiida; Sepiidae.